CGCCCCCGGGGCCGCCUCCCGCGGGCGCGCAUGUGCCCGUGCCUCCGCUCCGCUCUCCCGGGAGCUCCGCGGCGCCGCAGCCGACACCUCCCGCUGGGACCGGGCUGAGCUGAGCCUGGCUAAGUCGAGCGUAGCCGGGCCGGGCCAUGGCCCCGCCGUGCACCGGGACGCUGCGCUGCGCGCUGCUGUGCGCGCUGCUGUGUGCGCAGGGGCCCGAACCCACCCGCGCAGCUUCGGCAGGAGAGUGCAGCGAGCUGAGGUCCUGCGAGACAUGCACGGCUGGCACAGCACCGCACAACGUCAGCGGCUGCGUCUGGGUGGGCUGCGGGACCCCCGAGGAGCCAGAGCUGGGGAGCUGCGUGCAGAGCGGGGCGGCCGCGCGGGAGACCUGUGUGCUCUACAACACCAGCACCCUGUGUCAAGCAGCACUGCGGUCCCCCACCGAAGAGUCUCCAUCACGUUCCCAUAGCAAGGAGCCGGUGACGCAUUCCCCAAGAACCACCACCACCAGCGCCCCGUUGACGGGCAGCCCCGAAUUCCACCCACCCGGCUUCGACACGGCCAGCUUCAUCGGGGGCAUCGUGCUGGUGCUGAGCGUCCAAGCCGUGGUCUUCUUCAUCAUCAAGUUCAUCAAGUCCAAGGACAGCACCUACCAAACGCUGUAAGGCUCCCACGCCCCAUCCAAAAUGGAUGGGGGGGUCCCAUCCUGAGUCACCCUUGAAGCCAAAAAUGGGGCUCAGCCCCUGUGUGUGGGGCUCCGUGUCCUGUUUCGCCACUCAGUGUUGUCACUCAUGGGUGUUUGUGCCCGGCAGGGGGAGGAUUUGGGAGAUGGUGGGGCUCAUCCUCCAUGUCUGUCCCCUCGCCGGUGUCCGGCUGUCCUGUCACCUCCUCUGUGUGUUGCUGCCUGUCCGGGUCCUGGCUCUGAGCCCCGUGGGGAGCCUGGAACCCCAAAAUCCACCCCCCUGAGCUGAGCCAAGUGGGGGCUUGUUGCUCUUCUCCCCCCUUGCGUGGUGCCAGGGGCUCACUGUGUCUAACAUGGGGGGCCAUGCCCCGUCUCUCUUUCCUUGCACGCUGCCAGAGAGGAGAACUAGUAGGUGCUGGGUGCCGGCAGCGAUGCGGGGGGGCUCCCCCUGCACCCCAGAGCUUCACCCUUCCCUCACCCCUCCUGGGGGUGGCGUGGUCCCUCUCUCCUGGUUUGCAUGAAGGGGCUUUCCCGGUUGGUUUGCUGUUUUCCUGGGAGCUGUUAGCAGUAGAAGGGAAGGGGGAGUCCCUCCUCGUUCCCCCUGUUCCAUGCACAGAGCCCCCGGAGGGAUGCAGCUGAUGCACAGCCCCUUGACACAUCCGUGUCCCUUCUGCCACCUGGGUGACGUGUCCCUGGCCCCCCCAUGGCAGCAGGGUGCACCCCCCGAACACGCUUGGCAGGACGGGAGCUGCAGGGCCCCGUUCGAGAGCACCCAGCAGCCCCUGGGCACCCCAAUCCCCUGCUGCUCCCGCUGCCCCCCCAGCCUUGGGGCUUGCUGAGAGGGGGGGGUUGGGGUCCCCUCUUCCCCCGUUGGGCUCUCAGGUGCUUUUUCCUUCAGCAUUUUGGCUGGAGCCCCCAGCCCCCUGCUGCAGCCCCCCGACCCCUCCGGCGCGGAGCCAGGGCCGCGCUGUGUGCUUUUGCUGUGCCUCUGUGUUGCUGUGGGGGUGUGCGGGGUGGGGGGUCCCAGUCUCCACCCCCCAUUUCUGUGUGUUGUUUUGGGGAGGGGGAAUGUGUGCUGUGUGCCGUGAGGUGACACUUGUAGCUCAGGCUGCCCCCAUUAAACUCUGUGAGGUGGUGUC
Molecule: messenger RNA, 1821 nt
Organism: Columba livia (rock pigeon)
Lineage: Eukaryota; Metazoa; Chordata; Aves; Columbiformes; Columbidae
Gene: CD164L2
Product: CD164 molecule like 2
Exons: 5
Coding region: 147-665 (172 amino acids)
Cellular component (GO): cytoplasmic vesicle
Source: RefSeq, a predicted model, not a curated record